Messenger RNA from Caretta caretta (loggerhead turtle), 4012 nucleotides. RefSeq names its product regulatory factor X2 (gene RFX2). The record is from RefSeq and is a predicted model, not a curated record. Gene Ontology annotation, molecular function: RNA polymerase II cis-regulatory region sequence-specific DNA binding; DNA-binding transcription factor activity, RNA polymerase II-specific. Lineage: Eukaryota; Metazoa; Chordata; Testudines; Cheloniidae. Gene Ontology annotation, cellular component: nucleus. Gene Ontology annotation, biological process: regulation of transcription by RNA polymerase II.
CCCAACACUUUCUCCUGCCUUUUCCUUUUUAGUGAAAUGUUGCCUUUAACCAAUUGCAUAGAGAAGGUGAAUUAAGUGCUCUUACCCUUUCUCAUAAUACAAGAUCAAGGGGACAGUCAGUGAAAUGGAAAGGCAACAAAUACGACAUUGAUUAAAUGCUUUUUUUACCCAAUGCAUAUGUAACCUGUGGAACUCACUACGGCAAGAGUUUAGCAAUAUUUUACAGAGGAUUCGAUAAUGAGCAUGCAGAAUUCAGAGGGCGGAUCAGAUUCAGCGACGUCUGUGGCACUGCGUACUUCUGCAUCUGCUCAAGCUCCAGUAGUGCAGCCAGUGCCAGCCUCCCAGCAGAGGAUUUUGGUUCAAACAACAAGCUCUUCUCCCAAAGGAGCACAGAUGCAGCAGAUCUCCAUUCCCAGAGUUCAGCAGGUCUCACAGCAGGUGCAAACUGUGCAGCAUGUGUACCCAACCCAGGUCCAGUAUGUGGAAGGAGGAGAGGCUGUCUACACCAAUGGAACCAUCCGAGCCGCCUACUCCUACAACACUGAAGCUCAGAUUUAUGCCCCCAGCAGCGCAGCUUCCUAUUUCGAACCGCAGGGAGGUGGAGCACAGGUGACUACAGUGGCAUCCUCUCCUACAGCCAUUCCCUCUCACAGCAUGGUGGGCAUCACUAUGGACAUUGGGGGAAGUCAGAUCCUCUCCAGCUCGGGAGCCUAUCUCAUUCAUGGGGGGAUGGAAAACACUAGACACUCUCUGUCACUAACUUCACGCUCCUCUCCAGCAACGCUUGAAAUGGCGAUUGAAAACCUACAAAAAAAUGAAGGGAUUACAUCACACAAAAGCAGUUUGCUCAACAGCCAUCUCCAGUGGCUGUUGGACAACUAUGAGACUGCUGAAGGUGUGAGUCUUCCUAGGAGCUCGUUGUAUAACCAUUACUUGCGGCACUGCCAAGAGCACAAACUGGAUCCGGUGAAUGCUGCUUCCUUUGGAAAACUGAUUCGUUCUGUGUUCAUGGGGCUGAAAACUCGGCGCUUGGGAACAAGGGGAAACUCCAAGUAUCAUUAUUAUGGGAUCCGUCUAAAGCCAGAAUCUCCACUGAAUCACUUACAGGAAGACACACAGUAUAUGGCGAUGAGGCAACAGCCCAUACACCAGAAACAAAGGUAUAGACCUGCACAGAAGAUGGAAGGCAUAAGGGAGAGUGGAUCCAGCAGUAGCCUGCACACUACUCCAGAACAGUCUGUUGCAGCUCAAAGUCAACACCAUCAGCAGUUUAUAGAUGUAACCCAUGUCUUUCCUGAUUUCCCGGCACCUGAUCUAGGAAAUGUCCUCUUACAAGAGGGGAUCACCAUGAAUGAUGUCAAGACUCUACAGCUUCUUUACAGACGACACUGUGAGGCCACUUUGGAUGUUGUAAUGAACCUUCAGUUUCAUUACAUUGAGAAGCUAUGGCAGUCCUUCUGGAGUUCUAAAACACCAUCCAGUGAUGGCUCCACCACCAUGCCUUCCAGUGAAGAAGAACAUGAAGGGGUCAUCCCAAAGGACAAGCUCAUCAGCCUGUGUAAAUACGAUCCUAUCCUGAAAUGGAUGAGAAGCUGUGAUCACAUCCUGUAUCAGGCCCUGGUGGAGAUCCUCAUCCCUGACGUGCUAAGGCCGGUGCCUGGCACCUUGACGCAAGCCAUCCGCAAUUUUGCAAAGAGUUUGGAAGGAUGGCUGAUGAAUGCAAUGAGCGAUUUCCCCCCACAGAUAGUCCAGACAAAGGUUGGAGUAGUGAGUGCCUUUGCACAGACAUUACGGAGAUACACUUCCCUGAACCAUCUGGCUCAGGCAGCUCGCGCUGUGCUCCAAAACACCUCCCAGAUAAACCAGAUGCUCAGCGACCUCAAUCGAGUGGACUUCGCCAACGUGCAGGAGCAAGCCUCAUGGGUGUGCCAGUGUGAAGAAGGCAUGGUGCAGAAGCUGGAGCAGGAUUUCAAACUCACACUACAGCAGCAGAGCUCCCUUGAUCAGUGGGCCAGUUGGCUGGAUAACGUUGUCACCCAAGUUCUAAAGCACCACGAGGACAGCCCCAGCUUCCCCAAGGCAGCUAGGCAGUUCCUGCUGAAGUGGUCCUUCUAUAGCUCUAUGGUGAUCCGUGACCUCACCUUGCGCAGUGCUGCCAGCUUUGGUUCCUUCCACCUGAUUCGCCUGCUCUAUGAUGAAUACAUGUUUUAUCUGGUAGAGCAUCGUGUUGCCCAGGCAACAGGGGAGACACCAAUUGCUGUAAUGGGAGAGUUCAGUGACCUUGCAUCCAUGUCCUCAACACUGCUGGAUAAAGAUGACAUUAGCGACCUUGGAGGCGAGGCAGACGCAGAUUCCCGAAGUGUCGGCGAGCCACUAGUGAAGCGAGAACGUAGCGACCCCGGCUACUCGCUGCAGGAGAUCUAGAACAGGGACUUGGGUUUCCUCCAGCCAGCUGAAAUGUCUGAAGACUUUUGGACCCGGGUUUGAAAGUCAAGCCUGAGUUUCCUAGUACUCGGCGAUAUUAGUGCCUCUUAGUUUAUCUUAAUGUUUACUUCUGUUCGAGAAAGGGUUUAAGGCCAUGUGAGCAUUUGUAAAGGAUGCAGCGGUUUGUGAAGAGGGUAGCAGUUUGUCCGUAGAGGAGGAGCCGAUUGGAAGCCUGCUUUCUCCAUCUGUCUCCAUGUAAAAGGAGCACAAGUGGUAGGUGAAGGGUGAUGGUUCAAAAAAAAUCCAUGAAGGACAAUGCCUUCAUUGUUGACAAUGAAUUGAAUUCCCUGGCCUUGGGAUGCUCUCAGGACAGGUUGCUUGAGUCCUGUUGGACUGAUCAGGUUGCUUUGGAGUAGAGGGGGUCAGAUUAGGGGUUAAGGGGGCUUCUGUUUCAGGGGGAAGGGUUUGGGUUUCUUCUCCGCUUUUUCAGACUUCACUGUGAUAUUGGAACUUGCACCAGUCAGUGCCCGAGAAGAACCCGCCUAUGCCCUUUUGGGAUGGGGCAUCCAGCCUGGCCCUGCCUUUGCCAAAUCGUUCACACUGUGGGAUUACAGUACAACCUUCUCUUGUACCUACCUGGAGAGAAGGGCCCUGUGCUAUGUGUCUGUCUGACCCGUGCAGGGUGGUGCGUAGUGUGUAGUUUGGACUUUGCAUGACAACUUUCCUACCCGCUCCUCUGUUACUUGCUGUGUAUUGCUGCUUUUAGUCUAUGGAUGAUUCUGUGACCUCCCUGUAAAUGGUCCAGAACUCUGACUCUCACGGGAGCGUCUGGGACCCUUUCUGUCUGAUCUGAGAUACCAAAGGAUUUGGAGGAAGCAGCAGCUGGUCACAACAUUUGUUCUUUGCCCUCCAUGCUCUAAUGCGAACAGUAACUGUAGGGAGACAACAAAAGGAAUAAGGCACGUACAUCCUCACUGGGAUAUUUCAGCGCAAGGCAGAUUCAGGCCUAGAGCCUCAGCACCCGUUAUAAUUUUUAAGAGUCAGAUCUGCCAUGCUGCCAAAAUGUUGAAUGUAGGGUCCGGGGGAGGGGGAGGGGGCACCUAACCCAGGGCACAGGCUCGUGGCAUGAGCAUGGAUGCUGGGGUUACAUUGCAGUGCCUUAGGGAGGACCAGCGCACCUGCUUUCCUCUGCCGUUCCAGUUUAAACUGAUACAGUAGUGCCUGUCGCUCGGAAUACGAGGUCUGAAAACAGUAAAUUAGCCAGUUUCCAUGUAGCAUUCGUGAGCUCCUGGUGGGGCCCUUUGGCCACAUUCAUGCUCCACCCUACAGUGGCAACUCCCAGCCUUGUAUCAUUUACCACUUCAGGUCAUUCUCAUUGCUGUGACCGAACACUGAACAUGUGUGGCUUAGAGAACUCUGUCCCAAUGUGUUUAUGUACACUGCUAUGGCCCGGAGGGCUUAUGUUAUGUCAUUACCUAUGCGGUGUGAGAAGGGACAAAAUUCUAGCAUCAAACCAAACUGCAAAAAAAAAAAAAAAAAAAGUGCAAAUCUUUGUGAAUAAAGGCAGUGUCAUAACUAGCUUUCAUUA